AAAAAAAAAAAAAAAAAAAAAGAUGUCUAUUAUGAUACAUGGUAGUGUCACAUAGAAGCAGUGGGGAUCAUAGUUGGUGGUGCAAAUCCAUUUCCCAAAAAGAAAUGGAGAACUAUGGAUACCCAUCAUCGUACCCAGACUCAGGCGACUCUUCUCCGCGAUCAAGAGAGAUAGACUUCGAGAACACAGCUCCAUCUCCAGUUCCAUGGGAAGAUCAACCACCAAACUACAAAGCCAAGUUCAUGUGUAGCUACGGCGGCAAGAUCCAGCCACGCACUCACGACAACCAACUCUCUUACGUCGGCGGCGAGACCAAGAUCCUCGCCGUCGACCUAAACAUCAAGUUCAGCGCCAUGAUCUCUAAACUUUCCGCCCUAUGCAACGAUGCUGACGUGUCCUUCAAGUACCAGCUCCCAGGCGAGGAUCUUGACGCUCUCAUCUCCGUCUCCAACGAUGACGACCUUGACCACAUGAUGCACGAGUACGAUCGUCUCUACCGUGCUUCCGCUAGACCCGCCCGCAUGCGAUUAUUCCUCUUCACUAACGAAACUCUUAAUUCGGCUCCUGCUUCUUCCCAACCCGACCCGGUUAAACCACCCGCCAACAACAACGUCGACUUUCUCUUCGGUCUAGACAAGGCCAACGCCGCUCCUCCGCCUCAGCCACCGCCAGCGACUGUGAAAUUUCAUGAUCCAGUGCCGGAACUUCCUCGUGCCGCUCUGAGCCCUGCUGAUCGGGUCGUUAGUUCGGAUCCGAACAUGAACCACCCGCUCGAGAUUCAGAGACAGUUGCAGCGGUUGCAAGUUGUGGAGAACGAACAAGCUGCGUAUCGGAGAAAAAGCGAAGACAACGUCGUCGGGAAUUACCACGCCGGAGAUUAUUACGUUCACAAGCUACCUGAGAAAUUGCCACCGUCUAAUUUCCCGGCGAAUGCGCCGCCGCCUCCCCAGGCAGGUUAUUGGCCUGAAAAGCAUGUUUCUGGCGAGGUUUAUUCUCCGACGGUGUCAGCUGCUCCCGGAGGAGGGGACCAGCCGGUUUAUGUAAUUCCGGCGCCGGGAAGUUUCUAUCAUGCGCCGGUGAUGCGUCCGCCGGCGGCACCGGCCACUCAAGGGUAUUACACUGUUCAACGAAUGCAUUCUGAUGCUUACCGUGAACCCCCGGUAUACGGUGGCGCACCACCCCCUAAAGUGCCGUUCUCAUCGGCGGUGCCGGCGCAACCGGUUAAAGCUCCUACGUAUACAGAAGGAUUCAGUGUAGUUCGCCCGGCUGGGAUACCGGAUAAUACGGCCGCAGCGUACGCACAUGUGGCGUACGAUAGUGCAAGUGGGAGACAGGUUUACUACACUGCGCCGGGUGGCAUGAUGCACGCGCCGCCAUACCAAGGAGUUGCUCCGCCCGUCAACGCUGAUAUGAGACAAGGUGGGGUGUCGUUGGGUCAGGAAGUUAAAAUGAUAAACAAGGUUUCUCAAGGUUCAGUGUGAUUAAAGUUCUGAUUAAGAUUAUGGAUAUGUUAAUUUUGAAUUAAUAUGCUAAAUAUGUUUUUUUUUCCCCUUUUAUGUUCGUAAUCGUAUUUUUAUAUAAUAGGGAUAUUGUUCGCUUUUACUUGCUAUGGACCUAUUGUUGUACACAAUGUCGAUGAUGGAUAUAUACUAUGGUUAUGUUUAGAUUU
Molecule: messenger RNA, 1669 nt
Organism: Gastrolobium bilobum
Lineage: Eukaryota; Viridiplantae; Streptophyta; Magnoliopsida; Fabales; Fabaceae
Product: leucine-rich repeat extensin-like protein 3
Exons: 1
Coding region: 39-1481 (480 amino acids)
Molecular function (GO): protein binding
Source: RefSeq, a predicted model, not a curated record